AUGGCAUCCAGUGCGCUUCGCACAAUCAGUUGGACUGCGUCGCGGAAAGCAGCCCUCCCCGUCUCCAGAGCUCAGCUAUCCUUCAGCCAAUUCCGCUCCGUUACCAGCUCAUCCACAUAUCGCCAGUCGCAAUCCUCCGCAUCUAAAGCAUCGACGCCCUCUGCAUCUGCCUCUUCUACCCCUACCACUACUCCUGCAUCACCGCCCGCUUCUUCGUCUCCAUCAACAAUCUCAUCCUCGAACUCUACCUCCCGUACUACAUCCUCUGCAAAACCCACUCCAACAACAGCCACUAUUCAAAAUCUCAGCAAGACCGGUUUAGAUGAUAAACCUACGGACCUCGACAUCUCAAACUCCGCCGACAAUGACGACAACAGUAAGGAUCACAUCGACUGGACGCGCUCGUUCCACGGUCUCAGCGCCCAGCCCUUCUCAAAGGAAGCGGCCGAAGUCCUCCUCCAAGAAAUAAAUUCAGACGACGUCGAGAUAAAACCCGAUGGCAUCGUCUAUCUUCCCGAGAUUAAAUAUCGACGUAUACUGAAUAAAGCGUUUGGCCCGGGUGGUUGGGGACUUGCGCCGCGCGGCGAGAGUAUUGUCACAGCCAAGACCGUGACGAGGGAGUAUGCGCUCGUUGCGCAUGGCCGCCUCGUCUCCGUCGCGCGCGGCGAACAAGACUAUUUCUCCCCCGACGGCAUCCCCACCGCGACAGAGGGCUGCAAGUCCAACGCCAUGAUGCGUUGCUGCAAGGAUUUAGGCGUGGCCAGCGAGCUCUGGGACCCCCGCUGGAUCCGCCAGUUUAAAGCCAAGUACACCCGCGAGGCAUUCGUGGAGCAUGUGACGACGAAGCGUCGAACGAAGAUCUGGCUUCGAAAGGAUGACCCGGUGUCGUACCCGUGGAAGGAAACCAAGUGA
Molecule: messenger RNA, 912 nt
Organism: Histoplasma capsulatum G186AR
Lineage: Eukaryota; Fungi; Ascomycota; Eurotiomycetes; Onygenales; Ajellomycetaceae
Product: mitochondrial genome maintenance protein MGM101
Exons: 2
Coding region: 1-912 (303 amino acids)
Biological process (GO): recombinational repair; interstrand cross-link repair
Cellular component (GO): mitochondrial nucleoid; mitochondrial chromosome
Molecular function (GO): single-stranded DNA binding
Source: RefSeq, a predicted model, not a curated record